Pseudoliparis swirei is the source of this 2731-nucleotide messenger RNA. RefSeq names its product platelet derived growth factor c (gene pdgfc). Gene Ontology annotation, cellular component: membrane. The transcript has 6 exons. The record is from RefSeq and is a predicted model, not a curated record. Bases 486 to 1715 code for a protein of 409 amino acids. Lineage: Eukaryota; Metazoa; Chordata; Actinopteri; Perciformes; Liparidae. Gene Ontology annotation, molecular function: growth factor activity; platelet-derived growth factor receptor binding. Gene Ontology annotation, biological process: platelet-derived growth factor receptor signaling pathway; positive regulation of phosphatidylinositol 3-kinase/protein kinase B signal transduction; positive regulation of ERK1 and ERK2 cascade.
GUUGGCAGUCUCCACCGAGCCAACCCCGGGCCGAGCAGCGAUACUUUAUCUCAGCCUCCGCCACCACCAGCGCGCGCACACGAGUCUAGACCUCGCGGGACAACAGAGCCCGUCUCGGAAUGCUUUCUGGGUAGCAGGCUGUAUAUAAUCAGGUUGCUGCUCCGUCCCGCUGACUCUGUGUGAGCUUCUUUUGGGUUUUCUCUUGCUGUAAUGCGUAAAAGAGCAACGGGGAAUUCAUUCAGAGGGAGACAGGACGCACCGUGGACGCGCGCGCUUUAGCCACAAUGCGUCUGCGCUUCUCCAAGGAUCUCGUGCCAUAGAUGAUAUGCCGACACUGCGGACGCUUUGACAACUAAUUCCAGGAUUAUAAUGACACAGAGACACAAGUUUGGUUCCCAACUCCAGUGACCAACUUUUCUCCGAACCAACACCAACAGGUGCGCUCUCGCGUUACCCACACGCCGGGCGAGAUCUGCGGGCUCUGGAUGAGGAUUUAUCUUGAUUUAGGGAGAUUUAACUUUCACUUUCCCCCCAAAAGGACUGAUGAUACAGAUUAUGUGGAUUCUACUCUGCUUUUACCCUCUCCAAAUGUGUCGGAAACAGCACUGGUGUCCCGUAAACGACGCACGUGUGUGGUGAGCCAAACCAUCCCGUCAACAGCGCUUUGCCCACCGCCACUCAUCCAAAUGAUCCUUCCAUUCAUUUUCCUUCUUGCAUCGCUUCUCCAACAAUAUGGCUCGGAAGCUGAAUCAAGUCACGUCAGCAAAUUUCAACCCCCAAGUGUAAAGGAGCAAAACGGAGUGCAAGAUUCCCAUCAGGAGAAGGUCAUUACAGUGUCUGGAGAGGGAAUGGUCCACAGCCCAGACUUCCCACGCACUUAUCCCCGGAAUACGGUGUUGGUCUGGAGACUGGUGGCGACCGACAACAUGAGGAUCCAGCUCGCCUUUGACGAGAGGUUCGGUCUGGAGGACCCAGAAGAUGGCAUGUGCAAGUACGACUUUGUGGAGAUAGAGGAUCCGACUGAGAACACCGUCCUGGGUCGCUGGUGCGGGUCACAGUCGGCACCAGCUAGUCACACUUCUAAAGGCAGUCAGAUCAGGAUCCGCUUCAUCUCAGAUGAGUACUUCCCCUCCGAGCCGGGCUUCUGCAUCCGCUACUCCGUCCUCCCUGUGAGUGUCUCAGAACCAGAAGUCCCCGCAGUGCUCCCAAUGUCCCAGCAGGGCAUUGAGGACUUGUCGGAGGCGGUGGCCGGGCUGGGCACCGUGGAGGAGGUCAUGAAGUACCUGGAGCCGGAGCGAUGGCAGCUGGAUAUGGACGAGUUGUACAAGCCGACAUGGCAUGUCCUGGGAAAAUCCUUUAUCCUUAAUAAGAAGGCCAGAGGAGGACUUGAUCUCAAUCUGUUGAGGGAGGAAGUUCGACUGUACAGCUGCACUCCACGUAACUUCUCUGUGUCCUUGCGUGAGGAGCUGAAGAGGACAGACGCCAUUUUCUGGCCAAGCUGCCUCCUGGUGAAGCGCUGUGGGGGAAACUGUGCCUGCUGCUCUCACCGCUGCUACGACUGCCAGUGUGUUCCCGCCAGGGUGGCGAAGAAAUACCACGAGGUGCUGCUGUUGAAACACCGAAUCGGCGUCAGAGGCUUGCAGAAGUCCAUGGUCGACGUGCCCUUGGAGCACCACGAGGAGUGCGCCUGUGUGUGCAAAGAUGACUUGGACUGACCUGAGACCAGCGUAAAAAAAAAAAAAAACUGCCACUGGAACCACACGGGAUGUUAGAAGUGAACGCCUGCCCGCCGUCGCGGCGUUGUGUAUCUCAUCCACUUGCGGAGCGAACUAGACUGUCCCUUUAGCCUGUUGUCCGUACGCUAAUUGGAUGAAGCAGAACAGACUGGAAUCGAAUACAUCUUCGGAAUGGAUCUGACUGCUGUGGAAUAGCAAUAUCGUGCCCCGAGUGCAUUUUAGAGAGACAUCAAAAAGAUGCACUGAAGCAGAUCUGGACUAUUACCUAUGUGUUUUUCUUCAGCUCACAGAUCAGAACAUAUAGGUAUUUUCUCUUCUUUAAGCCAGUGAGGGCUGAUAGUGUCAUGGAAAAUGGGAGCCUCUUUAUUCAAGUACUUUUCUCUUUUUUGUAUGUCGAGAGCUGGCUCCAGCUGAUUUACUCCCUCUGUUCCUCUAUUAUUACCACCAAGGCAAAGAAAGGUGCUAUUUUUUCCAUCAGCAUUUUUUUUUCUCCCCUCGUUGUUUCCUUACAGAUUUAAUCUGCAGCCACGGCCACGCUGAAAUGUCUCGCUAAUGAAACCGUAUUACGUGUAAAUAUUUCAUCUACGUUGUCCUUCUGUACUAUCAUGCCUUUUCUACCAAAGAUUCUCAAAGAGAAGAUCAAAGUUGCACAUGUGGAAUCAGUUCGGGUGGCGUUCAUGACAACUCUUAAUUCUGUCUCAAAUCCGCUCGCUUCAGGAAUGCCGAGCGUCAAGCAGUUCUCGCUACGUAUUUGAGAUUGUUCAUCUUCGAUAUUUAUUUGUGUAAUGAAAGGGAAAUGUAGGUCCAACAUGUCGUGUGUGUUUGUGUCACUGUACAGUAGUAUUAGCCUCCAGUUUUCUUUUUUUUAGCUAUUUUACAUUGCCAUUGUGUCAACAAUUUUUCUGUAUGCCAAAGUUAUUUAUCUCUACAUUUUGCAAUAACUGUUUGUGUGUAUCAUUGUACUGAACAUCAAAAAUAAAUGCUUCCAUUUUUAA